CCCCCCCCACGGUGUCAACAAACCCCCAAAUCGAACUUGACAUCAUCCGUACCAACCCUUGCCAGCGCCCCCGGCUCUUGCUGCAUUCCUUGGACACCCCCGCUUAGUGACUCCGCUCUCUUUUGCUCUGUGAAUAGCAUCAAAUCCUCGAAACGCCAGGCCUUGGGCACUUCACGAGCCAUGUCCCCAGUGACUCGCCGACGAUCUGCGCGCCUGGCCAGCAGCGUGGCCAAGGUCAAGGCCACGCCCGAGCUGUCCUCCGUCACGGAGCGCGAGGAGACGCCAGUCCGCAACGCGUCCAGACCCGCCGACGAUGCCUUGUCGCCUACUCCCGCCGCCCGACGAACGCCAGCGACGCCCGUGUCGUCUGCCCUGAAGCCUCCGCACGCAGAAAUGCAUCCCAGCAAGGCCCAUCCGACGACGAGCAAGCCAGACAUCGCGCUCCAUCUGGGCUUCUCCGACAUUGCUUCCAGCAAGGAGCGCGGGCUGACCGCCACGCCGUCCAAGAUCGGCGGGGUGCCGUCCUCCUCAUUCACCUUCCAGAUCGGUACCGACACGGGCCUGAGCGGCGAGGCCCAGAGGAUGAUGGAGGAGAUCCGCAACAAGGCAGCCAAGAUCAAGGAGGGCCUGGUGGCUAAGAGGGAGGCAGAAGCCGAUCCGAGCAACGUGCACGGCCGUGUCAUUGCUCAGCCCAAGGGCAAAUCUGGACGCUUCAGUGCCGCCCACAUGGCCGAAUUCAAGAAGAUGGAUUCUAUUGAGGGCCAUGCCUCAGCUUGGCGAGCCCAGUAUGGACGCUUCACGCCAAUCAAGUCGAGCCUCAAGCGCUCGCCGUCCAAGGCGGAGCUGGACGGAACGCCCUUGGGCCACAACUCGGCCAUGAAGGUGAAUACAUCAAAGCCUCAUCCCGAUGCGACACCACAGCGACCCAAGCCUAGCCUGAAGCGCACCUCCACUGCCGCGAACCUGGACAACGACACCCCCAGACGUGUGGCCCGCAAGGAUGCAACCAACGCAACAAUGCCUGAGAAGUCCAUCUCCCUUGCUCGGGACGCAUACUCAUCCUCUGCGAAGAGGCUUAAGAAGCGGCAAGAGGAUGAUGCAUCGAGCGUUCGGCCCGUCUCACGGGGCAACAACACGACGGGUUUGGCAAAGUCGUAUUCUGGCCUGGCGCGUCUCAUGAGCCCUACCAAGGCAUCGCUGGCCCAGUCUGCUAGCCCUGCCAAGCCAACUGUCAGCCUGGUUCCGUCGGCAGCCAAGACGGAUCUUCCUCGCUUGUCAAAGUCCGUGUCGACGACAAGCAUUGGCUCCGUUACACGGACAGCGGAUCUCAAGCGCCGCAUCAUCAGCCCCACUCGCUUCCAGAAGGUCAAGUCGAUCCUGCGUGGCCAGAAGCACGACACGGAAGAUGGCAAAAGCGCCAUUCCCCAACCGUCUGGUUUCGGAUCGCAGACUCCGGGCCCGGCCCGCAUCAACAAGGAGCUACCCCCCCUGCCUCUCACCACCCCUCGCCGCAAGUUGACGAAGCGCGUGGCGUUCACCCCUGACACAGCCAAGGCUGCCAUAUCUGAAGACUCGCCUUCGCCCAAAAAGGUAACCUUCUCUGCGGGAAGAGCCCCCCUGCGUGCUCUGGAUGCCGAAUACCCGGAGCUCGACGAGCACACGACCUUGCCAAAGUCCAGCAACGGCCUCUACCCCGACCUGUCGCCUCUGAGGCGCCUUAUUCAGUCCCCGUCGGUCGACGGCAAGGCUCGGACCGCAUCCGUGCCUGGCAAGUUUACCUUCCGCAGUGACCAUACUAUCAAGUUUGGCGAUCCGCCGGCCAACGGAUUCGGCGCCUCGCCUGGCCAGGCGAGCAUCCGCCAUGUACGCCAUUCGGUCUUGCCGGCGUCGAGCAUGCCUGGUAGCUUUCCUGCUCCGCCUUCCCCGAGCUCCCACCCUAACAAGGAGAAUACAGCACCGCCGCCGCCCAAGCUGCUCCCCGGGACGGCCCACGGGAUUGCGAACAAGAAGCGACACCGCGCCAGUUCGGAUGAGGAGGACGCAGAGAAUGAAGCCGCCGAGCGCGCGGCCAAGAAACGCAAGAACGAGGCCGUUCCCGAGGGCCAGGCCCUGCUUGCCCCUCGUCUGGCCGGCGCAACGGCCGCCAGCAGCGCCAAGAAUAGGCUCCUUGGACGGACGCCCACCAAGACACCGAGCCGGGCGCCAGCUGUGACUCCAAGCCGAACUCCUGCGUCAGCCACACCGAGCAAGAGGGGCGCUGUGCUGAGCCUGAGCCGACUCAAUAUGCUCGCCCGCCCCAAGAACCGCGGCUAGAGGAAGUGUAGCGGAUGUCGAUAGGGGACGGAGUGGCCGACGCUUAAUUUGCGGCACGGACAAGCGUACAUGUUGAAUAUUCAAGGUCUCUCGCACAUGGCUGGGGCUGGUCUUUGCGGCACUCGAUGAAACGAGUCGGCAACCGUUUACUUGUGGUCGAUCGGCGGGCGUUUGGCGUGUUUCUUGACAGCACAGACGCUUUCGUCUCUGUCUGGUCUUUGCGGCCCGGUUGGGGCAUCCGGCAUUGCCAGAUGCAGACUGGGCUUUUCGGAAGGUUCUGGGGAUCGGCGUUUGGAAGUGCCUCAUGGCACAGAACUUGAUAGGUAUUUCCGUCAUCUCGACUGUGUAUCAAAACUGUAUUAUUCAGCAGGUCUGAAGAAGACGUGCGCGUGGCCCCUUCCCAUCUGCGUUGAAAC
Molecule: messenger RNA, 2729 nt
Organism: Purpureocillium takamizusanense
Lineage: Eukaryota; Fungi; Ascomycota; Sordariomycetes; Hypocreales; Ophiocordycipitaceae
Exons: 2
Coding region: 181-2313 (710 amino acids)
Source: RefSeq, a predicted model, not a curated record